Molecule: messenger RNA, 2360 nt
Organism: Acipenser ruthenus (sterlet)
Lineage: Eukaryota; Metazoa; Chordata; Actinopteri; Acipenseriformes; Acipenseridae
Gene: rcn3
Product: reticulocalbin 3, EF-hand calcium binding domain
Exons: 8
Coding region: 104-1297 (397 amino acids)
Cellular component (GO): endoplasmic reticulum
Molecular function (GO): calcium ion binding
Source: RefSeq, a predicted model, not a curated record
AGAGGUGAGAGAGAGGAGAGAGGAGAGAGAGGAGAGAGACUGCAUUUUUGUUUGAGAAGUAUUACUUUUUAAAUUGUAUUAAUGAGAUCGUAUCAAAAUCUACAUGAAUAAGAUAGUAAAGACUUACAAAAGAAAGAAAGAAAGACAGAAAGAAAGAAAGAAAGAAAGAAAGAAAGAAAGAAAGAAAGAAAGAAAGAAAGAACGAAAGAAAGACAGACAGACAGACAGACAGAAGUUAACUUUCAAGGUGGCCCGUCUGUUUGUUCUCUCAGUCUCGGAGCGCCCUCUGGCGGCGAAGUCCCGACGCUGCAGGCGGAGCGGAGAACGCAUCAUGCCCUCUCUGCUCCAGUUGCUGUGUGCUCUGACGCUGGUUGCCGCGGUGACGGUUGCCAAGCCGACGCAGGAGAAGCGCGACCGCGUCGUGCACGGCCGGGAGCUCAGUGACCACGCCCACGAUGACGCGAAGGCGGGGUUCCAGUACGACCACGAGGCGUUCCUGGGGAAGGAGGAGGCGAAAACCUUUGAUCAGCUGAGCCCAGAGGAGAGCAAAGAGAGGCUGGGGAGGAUCGUGGAUCGUAUUGACUCAGAUCAGGACGGGUUUGUGUCUCAGGCUGAGCUCCACUCUUGGAUCAGACGAGCUCAGAGACGCUACAUUGAGGAGAACGUGGGGAAGCACUGGCAGGAGUACGACCUGAACAAAGACGACCGGAUCUCCUGGGAGGAGUACAAGAACACCACAUACGGGUAUUACAUGGAUGAGGAGUUUGAUGAUGUUGAUGAUAAGCACAGUUAUCGUGCGAUGCUCUCUCGUGAUGAACGACGGUUCAAACUCGCUGAUCGGGACGGUGACCUCAUCGCCAGCCGGGAGGAAUUCACGGCGUUCCUCCAUCCUGAAGAAUUCGAGCACACGAGAGGGAUCGUCGUCACGGAAACAAUUGAAGACAUUGACAAGAAUGGAGACGGAUUCGUAGAUCUGGAGGAAUAUAUCGGUGACAUGUACACAGCGGAGGUGGGCGAGGCGGAGCCUGAUUGGUUGAAGACGGAGCGUGAGCAGUUCAGAGACUUCCGUGACGUCAACAAGGAUGGUAAGCUCGAUAGUGGUGAAGUUUCUAAAUGGAUUCUUCCAGGAGAAGUCGAUCACACAGAGACUGAAGCCAUACACCUGAUCUACGAGAGUGAUCAAAACAAGGAUGAGAAGCUGACGAAGGAGGAGAUCCUGAAUAACUGGAACAUGUUUGUGGGGAGCCAAGCGACCAACUAUGGAGAAGACCUGACAAAGAAACACGAUGAGCUUUAGAGAGAGAGAGAGAGACCUCUGCGGCAAUAUAGAACUACAGCUCCCAGCAUGCCUCUGCACCUGCGACCAUGGCGAGGGAUGCCGGGAGAUGUAGUUCUUUAACUACACUGAGCCAUGCUGUGGUCUUGUAUCAAAAAAAAAGAUACUACAUUAUAUAACUACAGCUCCCAGCAUGCCUCAGCCCACAAGGGAUGCUGGGAGCUGUAGUUCCUUAAUUACAAUGAGAUGUCCUGUGGUCUCGUAUCAGAAACUGCACAGACCUCUAGACAAUAUAUAAUUACAACUCCCAGCGUGCCUCUGCACCCGCGGCCGUGGCGAGGCAUGCUGGGAGCUGUAGUUCUUUAUGCUGCGGUCUCGUAUCACAAGCGAUACAGACCUCUAUUACGACACAUCAUGUAAAGAAAGCAUCGCGAUUCAUCGAGACACAGUGAAUCACUCCAGCCCUGGCUAUAGGACUACAGCUCCCAGCAUGCCUCUGCACCCGCGGGCCAUGGCGAGGCAUGCUGGGAGCUGUAGUUCUUUAUGCUGCGGUCUCGUAUCACAAGCGAUACAGGCCUCUAUUACGACACAUCAUGUAAAGAAAGCAUCGCGAUUCAUCGAGACACAGUGAAUCGCUCCAGCCCUGGCUAUAGGACCACAGCUCCCAGCAUGCCUCUGCACCCGCGGCCAUGGCGAGGCAUGCUGGGAGCUGUAGUUCUUUAUGCUGCGGUCUCGUAUCACAAGCGAUACAGGCCUCUAUUACGACACAUCAUGUAAAGAAAGCAUCGCGAUUCAUCGAGACACAGUGAAUCGCUCCAGCCCUGGCUAUAGGACCACAGCUCCCAGCAUGCCUCUGCACCCGCGGGCCAUGGCGAGGCAUGCUGGGAGCUGUAGUUCUUUAUGCUGCGGUCUCCUAUCUCAAUACCAAUGCCCCAAUGUAACGAAAGCAUCGCGGAUUCAGUUUCCACACCGCUGUGGUUUCUCGUGCGCUCGUCCGCAUCUCGGGUUUUAUAAAUGUUUUGUAUUUAACAAAGGGUUUUUUGGUUACAAAAAUUAAUAAAAUACAAAUAAUGGGGGACUAAGA